AGAAACUUUUUAUUACAACAACCGGUCCUUGUGAAAAUACAGAGUAGAGACUAGAGAAGAAAAAUGAUACUGAAUUAUGCUUCUUCUCCGUUUAUCCAUUGGAACAAAACUCCAAAGAAAACGGUAUAUUCUGCUUCUACUGCUAAUUUAAAUACGGAGAAGCUUAGAGAACAAUUAGACCAUCUUCACAAGGAAGCACAAACCACAAGAAACAAAGCGAAUAAUGCAAGAUCGAGGCUACUUCGGUUGUCUGAAGCAGCGGAAAAAUUUCGGCGACAAGCAGCCGUUAGUAUUCAAACUGGAAAGGAGAAUGACGCCAGGGAGCUACUUUUUCAAAAGAAGAAGAUUAUGCAAGCCAUGGAGAAGUCGAAGAGCCGCAUUGAAUUGCUUGAUGAACUUGCGGCAAAGCUUAAUGAGGCAAUAUCGAUGAGGGAGAAGCAGUUAAUCGGAAAUGUUGCUUUUGACCUUGAUAUUGCUAUAGAUGAUGAUGCCCCAAGUCCUGUUCGAAUAGUAUCUCCAAAGGAUGAAAAUCCAGAUAAUUCAGAUGAAAAUGAAGACUUUGACCAGGAAACUAUAAAAUUAGAUGAUAGCCAAGAAUUGCAAGCUCCCAAUGAUAAUAAUGCAGAACGUAUAACUGAUUAUGAAUUGAAAAAUCUCGAGGCAUCAACAAGUGGGAACAUGUCCAAGGAAGCCGACAGGAUCGGUAGUUUAAAGGGGGUAUCCUCAUAUGAGGAGUUUUUGGAACAUAUAGACCAACAACUAAGAGACAUUGAAGUAGAGCUUAUCACCUUUUUGAGAUUUUCAUCCUUAAUACUUGAAAGCAAAGAGAAACUAGAAAACUCAAAGGUACAGCAAGCACUGGAUGUUCUCGAGGGUGUUCAUCAGCUUAGAGGGAGAAUUGCAAGCAUAGUGCAGAAAAAAGCAGAUUUACAUUGAAGCUUUCUUUCACUAUAUGCAAUUCCUGCAGUGGUCGAUGCUAAGGCAAAAGUUUAUUUCUUUGCGUUUCCUGUUGGUGGUGGGACUUCAGUAAGCUCUUAAGCGCUCUUUCAGAAGAUCAAGUUGCUGUAAGAUGAUAAGAUAUAUGCUUCGUGAACAACAGGAGAAAACUACAGCCUUCUUUCACUGGUAGAUAUGAAAUUCAUCACGUUCUUGUGUACUAAUAUAUUUCUGCAUUUUACCAUCUCCGUCAAAUCUUCUUUUCUAUUGUACAUUCAAGCAAUCAUAUCUCAAGUAUCCAUUUUGCGUCACUAUGUGCUCUAUAAGGUGGUUCAAUUUUAUAGCUGGAUUUUUACAAAGUGUCAUCUGGUCAUUGGUUAGUGUGCUUAUGUUGCCCAGACAAUCUGAUGGUUGAUUACAUAUUGAAAGGACAAAGAUGAUAAUACUAUGCAGAACUUGUGGCAAUUUUUUUGUUACUCAUUCAGACAGUCGUUACGCAGUACUUUUAUCUAGUAUCUAGAAAACUGCAUCUAGAAGGAUGUACUUCUUUGCUGUUUUUUUUUUUUUUUUGUGUGGGUUUGGAGGGGCUCCCUCUUCCUUUUGUUCGUAUAUAGUUAGUCACCUGGAAAAUUAAAUUGUCAUCAACCAUUCAUCUGCGAGGUCUGCAGUAGUAAGUUUUCAACAGUUGCUGAUGUAAACGAUAUCAAACUGAUUGCUGAUUUACAAGAUGUCAUCUUUUCUUAUUUUCCUCAUCUUCUUGAACUUGGACAUGAUCUACUCUCAUUUACUGCAGCAGUAGAAUAUUACUUGGCACAUUUUCUGUGCUCUGAGAACACUAUAUAUGCUGUAACUUUAGUUUAGUUUAUAACUCAUCCUGUUGCUGAUGAAAGCUUGGCAGUUUUUCUCGUGAGAAUAUACCGGGAAAGCACAUCUGAUUGCAAAUAUCCUUUAAGGCGGGCUGUUUGCCAGUCUGAUUGAAAUUGGAGAGCAUAAAAAAGGUGCAAAACAUUGUCAUCGGAUAAACUUUAUCAGUGUAUUCAGGCAGGAAACUGGUAUGAUUUUUCAGUCAAUAGUUGGUUCCUAUAUCCACAUUCAGGUUAUUCAUAGUAAAUGUAGGUUACCUCUGUGCUUAUGUUGCCCAAACAAUUUGAUGAUAUAUUAUCAAUUAUCAAUCUUGUUUAAAUCUCUUACU
This is a messenger RNA of Nicotiana attenuata, 2128 nucleotides long. RefSeq lists its product as uncharacterized. The transcript is spliced from 4 exons. NCBI's taxonomy places the organism in Eukaryota, Viridiplantae, Streptophyta, Magnoliopsida, Solanales, Solanaceae. Bases 64 to 936 code for a protein of 290 amino acids. The record is from RefSeq and is a predicted model, not a curated record.